CGAACAGCGAUCGCAAGACCGGAGAGCCGUUGCGGAUGAACGACAUGUUGGAGGCGCCGAUACUCGACGACCAGUUCCAGAGUCCGAUCGUAAAGGCUAUGAAAGUGUUGGCCUCUGUUGUCGACGCGCCCGUCGAGUGGAUCCGCCACAAUGUGGUGGAGAAAUAUCGGGGCCCCAGUUAUCCCUACUAUCACGAGCGGUUCCGUCGGGUGCCCACCAUUGACCAGUGCUAUACCGAUGAUCAGGCCUGCAUUUAUGAGGCCAACAGACAGUACCAGAGAGACAAGAAAGUCGAUGAAAACAUCAUUAAUAUCUUAAGACAUCGCUUCUAUACAUGCGUUUACUACCAGAGGAAUGUCAAUGAAUACUAUAAUCAUCAAAGUUUGUGCCCCAAAGAGAAGGAGGCGUACAAACAGGCGAACGUCGAUUACUUCAUCAAAUAUGGAGAUCUCGGGCCCUUCACAACAGUGAUCGACGCCUUCAACAAACAGAAACAUCGGCUCAUUUUCGAGCGAAGAGAAGCCGAAGGAAAAAUCAAAAAGAUUGAGAGCUCU
Messenger RNA from Medioppia subpectinata, 554 nucleotides. The record is from the annotation of a GenBank genome assembly. NCBI's taxonomy places the organism in Eukaryota, Metazoa, Arthropoda, Arachnida, Sarcoptiformes, Oppiidae.